Messenger RNA from Euleptes europaea (tarantolino), 1260 nucleotides. It is a transcript of the gene DECR1, whose product is annotated as 2,4-dienoyl-CoA reductase 1. Lineage: Eukaryota; Metazoa; Chordata; Lepidosauria; Squamata; Sphaerodactylidae. Gene Ontology annotation, molecular function: 2,4-dienoyl-CoA reductase (NADPH) activity. Gene Ontology annotation, cellular component: mitochondrion. Gene Ontology annotation, biological process: fatty acid beta-oxidation. The record is from RefSeq and is a predicted model, not a curated record. Bases 1 to 1260 code for a protein of 419 amino acids. The transcript has 11 exons.
AUGGCGGCGGCCCUGGGAACGAGGGGAGGGUCCUGGCUCAAAGGGUUCCCACGGUGCUUCCCGGGCACCACCGCGCGGGUAAGGCGCGUUUAUAACCGCGCCGGGACUCUUGGGACACCCAUGCUUUCCAAGAGGAGGAGGGAGAGUAUAACUGCAGGAAUGGGUCCCUUUGUAGGGCUGUUGCACACCUCCCACAUCCACAACUCUGGGUGUCGUCAGGAGCUCCAGUCUUGGCGAAAGCAGCAGACAGAUUCUUCAGUACUGUCUCGAUCACAGCUCCUGAAGGAACCUGCUGUUGGGAUGGUGUCUGGGUUAUUGGGGAUUCUAUUGAGCCACGGAACAAAAGUAAUGUAUCAAAGCGAUAUGCCUCAGGCUGCCUUCUUUUCACCUCUUCAGAAAAUGAUGUUGCCACCAAAUGCUUUUAAAGGGAAAGUGGCCUUUAUCACAGGAGGAGGGACAGGCCUUGGCAAAGGAAUGACAGCGGCACUUUCUCAUUUGGGAGCAGAGUGUGUUAUAGCAAGCCGAAAACUUGAUGUCUUGAAACAAACUGCAGAAGAAAUUUCUUCUAAAACUGGAAAUAAGGUUCAUGCAGUUCAGUGUGAUAUAAGAGACCCAACUUCUGUUAGUAAUGCAGUUGCACAGUUAAUUAAAGAGGCUGGACAUCCCAGUAUUAUUAUCAAUAACGCAGCUGGAAACUUUAUUUCUCCUUCGGAAGGCCUUUCUGCAAAUGCUUGGAGGACAAUCACUGAUAUCAUCCUUAAUGGGACUGCUUUUGUAACUCUGGAAAUUGGAAAAGAACUGAUUAAAGCACAAAAAGGGGCAGCAUUCCUCGCCAUUACAACUAUCUAUGCAGAAAGCGGAUCUGGAUUCGUAUCACCGAGCGCCUCCGCAAAAGCGGGAGUAGAGGCACUGUGCAAGUCUCUUGCAGCUGAAUGGGGUAAAUAUGGCAUGAGAUUCAACAUAAUCCAACCAGGUCCAAUAAAGACAAAGGGAGCUUUUUCUCGGCUCGACCCAACAGGCGCAUUUUUGAAAGGAAUGAUUGAGAGGAUUCCUUGCGGCCGCCUGGGAACUGUAGAAGAAAUUGCCAAUCUUGCCACCUAUCUGUGCAGUGAUUACGCAAGCUGGGUUACUGGAGCUGUCAUUAGAAUGGAUGGUGGUGAAUAUGUCUCCAUGGCUGGGGAGUUCAAUGACCUGCGUAAGGUUACCAGUGAGCAGUGGAAAAUGCUGGAAGAGAUGAUAAGAAAAACCAAAGGCUCAUAG